UUGGCUGUGGUCCUAUGAGCGGCUACCAGCUGCAGUGCAUGUGUACUCUAUGCGUUGCGUUUGACUGAUCCCUGUGUGGGAUGCUACACUCUGUGGAGAGACAAUGAGCUGAUGGCGUGCUGAAAGGGAAAACGCUAAAAGGUUGAGGAAUUAAUUGAUUUAUGAACAGAAAAGGGUCUGUACUAACCUCUCUUUCUUGUCCCGUGGAGGAUUUUGUUCCAAAUCCCGCGCUGAAUGCGCGAAAUUAUUCCGGUCACGUCGCGCGCUGACAGCCGGCUGUCCAGGAGCUCCGGUGCUCCGUGCACGCGAGAGAUAGCGCAGCGCGCGGACAACUGCAGUAUAAUGUAGCGGGAAUUCCCCUCCUAAACCCGCGCAAGGAGAAUUUCAGAGAGCUGCAGACCACUCAAUCACCCUCAUCAGGGUCCCGUCACAGCCAAGAGAAAGGGAGAGGGCGGGAAAUGGGCUGGCGUGGCCAUUGCUAUGCGUGAGCGAGUUUCGCGGUGUCCAUGGAGACCGAGGGCUACAGCAACCUUCUGGAGACCAGCGAUGGGCAGGGGACGGGGCUUCUGGAGGGAGGGGACUCGCCGGGGGCUGAGGAGGGCUGGAGCCCCCCCUUACCCCUGGGCUUUCAGGUGUCCCUCACCAGUGUGCUGAUGCUGGAGCUGGUGCUGGGCUUCAGCAGCAACCUGACCGUGCUGGUGCUCUACUGCGCCCAGUCCAACCUGGUCGACUCGGUCAGCAACAUGGUCACGGUCAGCCUGCAUGUGCUGGACAUCAUGGUGUGUGUGCUGUGUCUGCCACUGACUGUGGCGGUCAUCCUGCUCCCAGCAGACGGUAGUGGCGGGGGCAGCCUGGCUACGCUGUGCUGCUUCCAUGAGGCCUGCGUCACCUUCACCAGUGUGGCCACGGCCAUUAACGUGCUGGUCAUCAGCCUGGACCGCUACGACAUCUCCGUCCGGCCGGCCACGCGGCUGUUGACCCCGCGGCGCGCUGCACUCCUCUUGGCCGCAGUCUGGGCCAUGUCAUUAGCCGUCUUCUUCCUGCCCUUCCUGGAGGGGGACUUCUUCUUCUCGGGGGUGGAGGUGGAGGACAGCGAGGGAGGAAGAGGAGGGGGGGAGAUGAACAUGGGGGAUCUGACCUCUGACCCUGAGACCCCCACUGGGCUAAACCCCACUGGGCUGACCCUCACCCCCUCCACCCCCUCCUCCCCCUCUACUCCCUACUAUUCCCACCACCUGCCGCCAGUGUGGCAGAACCGGACACUGCUGUGUGUAGGGGGGCAGGGCUACCACACGGGGCUGGCCAUGUACUACCACCUUCUGCUGCAAGUGCCCUGCUUCUUCAUCGCCGUGGUCGUCAUGCUGUUCACAUACUCCCGCAUCCUGCAGGCCCUCAACAUCCGCAUCGGCACCCACAUCAAGAGGGGCCCACGGGCCUCCAAUAAGGACUCAGGCUGCAGGAUCCGCAGGCGGAGACGAAGGAGGAAGGGGCUGAGUCUGGCCACAGAGGGGGGAGCGACCCCUGCCCCCCAGGUCCCUACCUCCACCGACGCCAUUUCCCCCCCGCCGGCGGCGGCAGACCGUCCAGGUGUCCAGGCCUCUGUUUCGGCCAUCAUCGCCUUGAGGCGGGCCGUGAGGCGUCACCGGGACCGGCGAGAACGCCAGCGGAGAGUCUUCAAGAUGUCCCUUAUCAUAAUCUCCACCUUCCUGGGCUGCUGGGCUCCUCUGUCCAUGGUCAAUGUGUUGAUCCUGUGCCUGGGCCCCAGUGACAGCCUGGUACGUGUGAGGCUCUGCUUCCUGGCCAUGGCCUAUGGCACCACCAUCUUCCACCCGCUGCUCUAUGCCUUCACCAGGCAGAAGCUGCGUAAAGCGCUGAAGACCCGUGUCAAGAAGAGGGUGGUGUCCCUGCUGCAGGUGGACCCGGCACCCAGUGGGGGAACUGUUAUUCAUAACUCCUGGGUGGAGGGGGGAGGACAGAGGAAGGGACGCAAGCCUCGACUGGAGGGCAGUGACGCCACCAGUAACUGUCUGACAGUGGCUGUGAGAGAAUGAGAGGGCGUGUGGCUGUGUGUGUGUGUGUGUGUGUAUGUCUGUCUGUGUCUGUGUGUGUCUGUGUCUGUGUCUGUGUGUGUCUUAGUUACUUUAGAUACAUUCCAGUACAGGUAAACAACUAAAAUCCACACAAUCCACACAUGCAUGCACAUUGAUCAACCUGUAGAGCAAGUAAGCACACAAUAUCUACCUGCACACAGAUCUCAGUGAGAGUCAAUAUCCAGUGACAUUUUAUAAUUUGAUUGGUCAUGCCUUAAUUCAGUUCCUAAUUGAUUCCCAUGGCUCUGAAUGUUUUACUGUAUGUGUAUUGUGUUUACAAGAAUGUAGUGUGUGUGUGUAUGUGUGUGUGUGUGUGUGUGUCUGUGUGUGUGCGCAUGCGUGUGUGUGUAUGUGUGAUCAUGUGCAAUAAAGCACAGUCAGUAGUGGCUGAGCCUCCCCAGAUAGGAAAAAGAGAGAGGGUUUACUCUGGCCAGAAUUUGUUCACGAAAAUAAGACCAUGAAGGGAGGAAUUUUUGUAUUGAGGUCAAUGAGAGAGUGUCGAAUUUGGUCAACAAAAAAUGUAAUUGCUAAUUUGCUACAUGAGGCUUAUUUGAUCAAAUUAAAGUUUCGUAAUGGUUAGGUUGUUACGAAUAUAAGUGGACGCACGUGGCAUUUUGGCACAUGAGAGCGGUCACUCAACUAUCUUUUCAAUAUAAUAGAUCAUCUUCGGCCUCCCUGAGGAUGUGAACAAAGCAUUGUGGGAUUGUUCUCAUGCUUGAUCUCAUGGGCUAGACUACAGAAGAGGGAGGGACACCUGUUGAUUGACUGCAGUGCCCUGUUGCCAUGGCGAUAUGGGUGGAGCACCUGACGUAAUACCUGCGAAGAUAACCACCAAACCAUGUAGAACUGUAACUAUGUGAAUAUAACAUGGUGUUGAUUUACUAGUGAAACAUCACUUCAAUUUUAUAGAGGACUUUUAGGAAUCAAAGGGCAAUAUUUGGUAACCCCCACAACUGUUUAUCAAUGGGACAAGUCAACAGAGUGGAACACCACUGUGAACCACACCAGGCCCCAAAGUUAGACAGGUCCUGGAGCAGCUCUUGGGGGUUGUUUUCUAUCUAUGUCUCCCUCCUCCUCAGGGCUUUAUAUCAAUCUCCCUCUGAAGCAUGUUGAACAUCAGUUACACCCCUGCACCAGCCCUCAUUCAGUUAUUGUGAUAGGUAUUAGCUUAGUUAUAGCCAUGAAGCAGGUAGGCUACAUAUGAUCAACAGUUUGGGGAGACAAUGUAUGGCUCUCAAGUGUGAAGGAGCUUUUUGAGGCUUGUUUGUUGGGUACUAUAAUGUAGGUCAUUUGUCUCUCCCCCUGUUCCCUCUUUCUUCACUUUGGAGCCAGACGGAAGGAAUGGAUUCCUGUGUAUUUAUAUAUAUGUUCAUGAUCAGGGAUGUAAAUACUCUAAUAUCUAGCUCUUAGGGGUUUGAGUGGAAGGAGUGUUUUGGGUUGCAGCAGUCAUCUGUUGGGCAAAAUAUCAGCCGUGGUACGUGAGAGGGUGAGAAGACACAUGGAAGAGAUCAAACAUCUAAAUGUAUUUGUGUUUCUGUAUAUGCGUGCUGUACAUUUAUGGUCAUGUAUAUAGAGAGAUGAUAGUAUUGUAUAUUAUUUAUAUUGCGUUAUUGUAUUGUAUUUCUUAUUAGAA
This is a messenger RNA of Coregonus clupeaformis (lake whitefish), 3723 nucleotides long. RefSeq names its product G-protein coupled receptor 22-like. NCBI's taxonomy places the organism in Eukaryota, Metazoa, Chordata, Actinopteri, Salmoniformes, Salmonidae. The record is from RefSeq and is a predicted model, not a curated record. The transcript is spliced from 3 exons. Gene Ontology annotation, biological process: G protein-coupled receptor signaling pathway. Gene Ontology annotation, cellular component: membrane. The coding region runs from base 507 to 2051 and encodes 514 amino acids. Gene Ontology annotation, molecular function: peptide binding; G protein-coupled receptor activity.